AUGCGGUAUCUGCCGUACUCUCACAUCCUCCUCCUCCUCCUGCUCUCACAGCUGGACCAGGUGUCCGAAAGACGGCAGGCGAAAGAGGGCGGAGGUGGCUGGCGUGGCAAAAAUCCGCACCUAGGCGCAUCACCAAACCUCCUGGUAAACAAUGUACACCAACCAACGUACAACGACCCAAGCAGGGGUGCGCACGAAUUCCCAGUUGAUAAGCCGUCACACGUCCACUGCUUGUAGAAGCAGACACGUUCGCUGAGACAAGAACUGUAUUAACCUGACGUUUCGGAUUCCUGCUCGAACCCAGCAUCGGAGACGACAGCAGGUACGAGUGGUUCAUGCACAAGGGGCUGCAGUAUUUAUAGGAUGCAGUCACCAUGCUACUGCAUACCUGCGAAUAUUCACGGCUCCACCCCUUUCAUCAAGAAACAUUGCACUUGGUGUGAUGACUGUUUGUUAGCUGACAUUCGCUUCGUUAACUGUUGCAAUUUCGUCACGGGUGUUGGAUGCUGGUGUGAUGAUUGCUCGACUAUCUGACGCACCGACCCUGGCGUUGGGAAAAGUGUUCACCUGUGCGCUCCCCACGUGGUUAGUUACUCCGCCUAGGCGAAGUCUCAGCACUGAGUAUAGAAGGGAAGGUCCUUGCACUUGUUAAUGGAAUGGGAGCCAGUAAACCACGACUCAAGCAGCUCUCGGCUCACGCGGUUGUCACCUCUGGCGAGAAUUUCGGUCUCGUCGAAUUUGAAUGUGUGGCCGGAACUCGUCGAAAGAGUCACAACUUGAGAGCUGGCGUCAUGUCUCCGCACUGCUGCAGCGUGUUCGGCCAAUGGCGUUCUGAGCUGUCUUCCGGUUUCUCUGACGUAGUUACUUUGUCUGUUUUAAAGAUAGAAACGAACAGGCGAGUUCCAGGAAGCAGUUCAGAAGAAGCAGACAUGAUCGCUGGGAAAAGGGUUUUAUUCGCCUGACGUUUUGGAUUCCUGCUCGAACCCAUCGUCAGGGACAAUAGCAGAUGCGGGUGCUUCACGCGCAAGGGGUUGACAUAUCUAUAGGAUGUUAACGUAUGCUAAGGCACGCUUAUGUUUCUGUCCUGAACUGGUGGUCAGACAUAUGAUUGGCAGGAUGAAGGUAGAAUAAGCCCGAAACGGUUCUGUACUAGUAGGGGCUUUGGCAGAUUUCGAAUAAUUUAUUUGACCCAACUAUGGAAAACACGGGAAACUCGGUGAAAUUCGAAAACACGACAGCAAAGAUGGGGCUUGACCACAGCUAAGGCCACCUGAUCUGCGAGGUCCCACUGGGGCCGUAAAUUUAAGCGCAUCUUAGUCACUCUACCAGCCCAGCCUACUGCAACGUAUUGAGGUCACUAGAUCUGAUGCAGUGAGAUGACUGCCCAAGAAGGAUUUCCUAAGUAAUCACUGUGGAAUCCCCCAGAUGGCUACCAGACUCACGUAAUUAAUGAGGGUUCUGCAUUCGCUUACCUGCAUUCUCUGUGUUCUCCAUGUGUUUCUGAUUGACAAAAUUCGACGUCCAGCCAGAAGGAUAAGUUGAAGACUGUUUAAUUUUUCUUCACCUCUUUCGUGAUCUCGAAAUCGGACACCUGUUCGGAAUACAAAUUCAGGAGUUCAUUGCCAUUCAUGCAUCCUGAAUCGAAGGGGUAAUUACCCAACUCAUGGGCAAAUCCCGAAGACGUUGCGCUGACUCUAGGGUUUUCUCUUCCCGCAUCUCAACUUCAACCCUAACACUUAUCCUGAUCUACCUGACCCAACCUUAACCAUAACACUAACCCUCAUCCUAGCCCCUGGACUUUGACGCCAGACUAUCUGAAAUAGGGGGUCCAUCUUUCCGUCCCCUACCCUUCCAUUUUAAAAAGCCAACGGAUCCCCAGUCUUUCAACUUGUGUGGAAACCUUUCUUUGCGCAUUUUGACCGCAUCGUGACAACAUUUUCUCUGAACUACCAACCGGAACGCCAAGUUAGCACAUCGGCCAUGUAUCCACAAGCCUUUCAUGCCCUCAAUUGAAAUCUUCAAAUUAGACCAUAGGUCUCCCACUCAUCAUUUACUUAAAAAACAACCACCUGUUUCCGUCAUCUACUUUCUCGAAUUUAAUUAUACAACAAAGUCACGACAGGUUCGUCGGCUUUUUAAAUUAAACAUCUUUUAGUGGAUUCUCAUGUAAGUUUCGGAAGUCAAAGUAGGUAUAAAGUAUUUUACGCCCAAAAAGGUUUGAAAUUGUCAUUUCGUACACGAUCCAAAUUUAAUUUGAACUUCCUAAUGCUGGAGGAGGUGAACCAUCACCAAAACACAAGUUUUUAGACUAUCAUUUCUCAAUUAGAUCGCCUUCAGUGAUCAUAUUCAUAAUGAUUUUUUAAUUUUCCAAUGCACAGCCUGCUUAAAACUAUAAAAUUAUAUUAUUUAAACGCUUCCUCAAACUCUGACAUUAGAUGACCUUUCAGGGUAUUCAGGUAGCAGCAAGCGAUCGUCGUCACUUCUUCUAUUAGAGGGACGGCCUUGAGGAAAGGCGUGAAACCUAGUCAGCGCGACAGACUCUACUCAAUUAAUCGUACCCCUUAGACAGCAUGCAGAAAAUUUGUAACUGAAGAAUUUCAGAUUCACGGUUGGCGUUCAUAACCGAGGGCUAUGAUAAAAGUCCCAGGUCGGUAGCGGAAAAAUACAAUUUUCCGGUAGCUGUCUACUCUGAGGAACUUCGUUCAAACUUGCAUUUUGACAAGCCUUCUCCACUCAUAAGAGAAAGAAAUGCUCAUUAGAGAGGUGUAUUCUCCACAGCGCAUUUCAAGCAGUGUAGUCGACCUUCCAUAGGCCCGGUUCGCCUUAAAAAGCACAUUGCACUGUUACUGGGGUGGAACAGUGCUUUCUAAUUGGGAUACGCCAUGAGGGGGAAGGGGGAGCAUGCGCGUUACCACCCCCUCUCCUUGGCAUCGUUUCUGUCCGUUGGAGCACAGGUCGUAUGCACUGGAUCGCCAAUGACCUCGCCCCCUCUAAUGGAUGGCAGGCGGGAAGAUUUCAGGGUGCCCCCCAAACGGGCAAAGUGGAAAAUGCGCUGGACCAGAACGGGGACCAUAUCGGACGUUGGCAGGGGUUAUCAGAUUUGCACACCAUAACAAAUGCCAACAUUUCGGGGUGCGGUGGCAGACCCGGAUGCCGUUAGGCGUCGCGUACACUGGGCUCCUGUCGCCCCCCCCCCCCAAUGCUGUUGUUGGUCAAAAACUUGGUCAUUUGCUGUGUGGACCAAGGGGUAUUGAGUGGAGCGCCAAGGUGCGGGAUCGACCGCGCCAUCCACCUGCGCCCUCCCUCUUGCCUCCGGUCCUCUUAACUCUGUCUUGACACCAGGUCCAGGUGGAGGAGGAAGAGGAGGAGGAGGAGGAGGAGGAGGAGGAGGAGGAGGAGGAGGAGGAGAGAGUACGGUAG
Spirometra erinaceieuropaei is the source of this 3420-nucleotide messenger RNA. NCBI's taxonomy places the organism in Eukaryota, Metazoa, Platyhelminthes, Cestoda, Diphyllobothriidea, Diphyllobothriidae. The record is from the annotation of a GenBank genome assembly.